CUUUAGUUUCAGACGGAUUUUCGGGACUAAGAGAGAAGGUAGUGGAAAAAAAAUAUAAAAGAAACAAUUAUGCCUGGGCAGGAAGUAGACAUGGACAACCGUGAUCCAAACAGCCUGAAUGGCCAUAUACUGGUUAACUUUGAAGAUGUGUUUGGCGAACCAGAAGGUGUACGAUCUAUGGACUGUGUUUGGAAGAACAGCUACUCCUGCUUUGAAUGCGGCAAGAACCUAUGUUACAAGUUGUUGACCUUCCUAUGUGGACUUUGUAUUGCUCUGGAAUGGGGCUGCGAGUUCGCCAUGCUGACUUACAGCCAUGUUUGGUGCUGGACACCAUGCUUGAGGGACUUCUCCAUUACUAUGGGUUGUGCCCAGAAAUUCUUCCAAUCGUGUCUCUCCUGCUGUGUAGGGCCGUGUUGUGAGGCAAUUGGAAAAAUUUUCAGCCAAGUCAAGAUACAGAAAUCAUAGGACUUAAAAGCUGAACUUAUUUGAAACUCUCAUAUAAAACCGGAAUCUAAUAAAUGUGACUUUUACAAAAACCCUUUAUCUCAAUGUGUUUGAAGAUGUUUAUAAAAUCAAUAAUGAUAACUAUCAAGAUAAAGGUUUAACUUCUAACUGAUCUUAAAUUAUGUUAUUCUAAAUAAAUAUUUACUUGUUUACUUUCUCUUUAGAUUACACAAUAAAAUGAGAUAUUUCAUUGAGGAAAA
Molecule: messenger RNA, 704 nt
Organism: Mercenaria mercenaria
Lineage: Eukaryota; Metazoa; Mollusca; Bivalvia; Venerida; Veneridae
Product: caveolin-1-like
Exons: 2
Coding region: 70-465 (131 amino acids)
Biological process (GO): caveola assembly
Cellular component (GO): caveola
Molecular function (GO): molecular adaptor activity
Source: RefSeq, a predicted model, not a curated record